Lytechinus pictus (painted urchin) is the source of this 2507-nucleotide messenger RNA. Its product is annotated as golgin subfamily A member 6-like protein 25. The record is from RefSeq and is a predicted model, not a curated record. Bases 139 to 1527 code for a protein of 462 amino acids. NCBI's taxonomy places the organism in Eukaryota, Metazoa, Echinodermata, Echinoidea, Temnopleuroida, Toxopneustidae. The transcript has a single exon.
UAUAUUUGUGAUGAAUGUGAAAUUGCUGAUGCAGAUAUUAUCCGUGAAUUAUGUGAGCAAAAUGAACCUAAACGGAACAAUGAAAAUCAUGAACAGGAUGUUAACGAUAUCACUCAACUAAAAGGAGCCAUAGAAAAUAUGGAAAAGGAAGUAAUCAAGUGUAUUAGAGAUAUCAAAUUCCAAACACAAAAUGAAGGUAGAUGUACCUGUGCUGAUGAAAAUGAACUAAAAACAACGAUGGACAAACAGCGGGAUGAAAUAAUCUCUCUGAAAGAAUGUAUUAAUCAACUGAAAUCAGAAAUCAAUAUUCGUGUGAACGAAUAUGAGCUACUGCUCAAAGAACAAAGACUAGUCGUCAAAAGCAAAGAACAAGAACUGAAUAUGCAUAAAAAAUACAAUGAAAAUGAGGAAAAGAAAUCAAACAAGCUCCAAAGUGAGUUGGAUCAAACAGUUGAGCAACUCAAGAUGGCGAAGAAAGAAAUCGACAAAUUCAAUGAAGAAAAUAUCAAUAUCAAACGACAAUGGCAAGCCAGUGAAAGUGAUGGUGAAUGGAGGGAACAAAAAAGAUACGCUCAUACCAGAGGAAGGAAAGAAGGAAGAGAUGAUGAAAAAUGGAGUGAAUAUAGAGGAAUGUAUCACAGAGGAGAUGGGCAAUGGAGAGAACGUAAGAGAAUCAUUUAUGAUAGACGAGAAGAAGGAACAUACAGAAGACCCAUCUACAAAGAAGGAGAACAAAAAAGAUACAGCCUAUACAGCGAAGUUGCUGCCCCAUAUCGUGACGUUCAAUCACGUGACCGACCGAGGAAUGGUCAACGUCGAGAGAUAUCACCACAGAGGAAUGCACGAAAUAAAGGAAAUGAGCGAACGACUGAGGGGAUGAACGAAAUACAUGAGGAAAGAAACAAACACGAGUGUGAUAUGAGUAGAGAGCAACAUAACAAGUAUGAUGGAAGCAGAGGGCAAAUGAAUGACAGAAACGAAAAGAAAAUGAGAAAAGUUGUUAUAGUUGGAAAUUCACAGAUAAGUGGAAUUGAUCCGGAUAAGUUUUCCCAAAAUGUUAAGUUACAUAAAGUAAUUAAAUACACAAUGGAUGAUGUUGAGUCUUGGUUGAAAUCUAGUGAGGCAAAGCAAACUCUUAGUGAUGCAGAAACCGUGAUAAUCCACGAAUUAACGAAUGACGUUAAACGGUCUAGUGCACUUGAUUGUGCUUGUAAAAUGAACAAUCUCAUUGGUCUGAUCAAAGUCUCCUUCAAAUCAAUUAAGAUAGUUAUAUCUCUCGGCACACCCCGAGAUGAUAACCAAUUGUAUCAGCAGCGUGUGGACAUGGCCAAUAGUAUGUUGAUGGCUGAUGCAUUAUAUGACAGAAGAGUUAAAACUGUUCAUCACAGAAACCUGCUCUACCGUGGAACAAUUAACACUAAUCUGUAUAGUGAUGAUCGUUAUCACCUUAGCAAGAAUGGAACUAGAGUAUUAGCAGGAAAUCUCCGAUGGGCAAUUGAAAGGAGCUCCUCACGAAAUAAACGAUAGACUUAUUGUUUAGGGUCUACCUGAGGACCGAGAAACUUGAAUAAACCUUAUGACUGAAAGAAAAAAUAUUCAAAUUUGUUAUUGGAAUGUAAAUGGGAUACAUAAGAGAUGGGACGGGGUUAAAUCUUCCUCAAAAUUAGAAGAAGAAGAUUUUGUCAACGUUUUUAAUUUGUAUGAUAUUGUUUGUCUGGCAGAAAUAAAAAUAGGGCCGAAGGAAAAUAUGUCUCUGCAAGGAUAUGUCAACAAAAUAAUAUACAGGAAGAGACAUAAGAAUGCUUGGAGAUUUGACUGGGAAAUUUACUUGUUAUGAGGCGAAUGCCAGAAUUCCCAGUGUAUUAGAUUAUGCCCUUGUUGAAAAUGGUGCUUUUGAUGAUAUAUUGUACUUCUAUGUUGAUGACCUCAAUAUCUUUUCUGAUCAUUGCCCCAUUAUCUUAUCUUUAAUGUCAUCCACACUUGAACAUCAAAUACCGUGUGAAAUAGAAAAACAAGUUUUGAACCCCCAUCCUAAAGCUUAUAUAUGGGAACCGCAUAUAAGUGAUGCAGCCUUUACUAAAACGCUACAAUCACCCGAGAUAUUGACCACAAUAAAAGAAAAAAAAAAAAGGAAAAGGUAUAUUGUAUAAAUGACAUUGGUAUUGAAAACGCAGUUAAUGAUGUAACAAACUGUAUCUUAACUAUCGCAGAUAAAGCGAAAAUAAAAGUAAAAAUACCUCGGGUAAAAAGCACAAAGAAAAAGAACAGAAAGAAAAUGUUUAAUGCGGAAUGCCUUGCUCUUCGGCGUCGCGUAAAACUAUUGUGUAGACAAGUGUGUAACAAUCCAUUUGAUAGAGGCCUCAGGCAGCAAUAUUACACCAUGAAGAAAAGGUUGAAAAGAAGAUUAAAAGAAAUUGUGCGUAAUAAGAGAAAUCAUAUAAUUGACAAGCUAGACAAUCUUCAAAGUGAGAACCCUAAACUUUAUUGGGAUCUGAUUAACGACCUAG